Molecule: messenger RNA, 1461 nt
Organism: Lottia gigantea (owl limpet)
Lineage: Eukaryota; Metazoa; Mollusca; Gastropoda; Lottiidae
Exons: 2
Coding region: 1-1167 (388 amino acids)
Biological process (GO): ribosomal large subunit biogenesis
Cellular component (GO): preribosome, large subunit precursor; nucleolus
Molecular function (GO): protein binding
Source: RefSeq, a predicted model, not a curated record
AUGGCAGCCUCCGUGUAUAGCAUGUUGGUUGGUUCUGAAACCGGGUUAUUAAAGGGGAUAGACGUUAAUCGAUCGACAUGGAACAAUUUGAAUAGCGUCCAGUGUGCAGACAGAUCUAAGGAAAUAUUGGCUAUGUGUUGGGAGGGAUCGAGUCAACAGAAUCUUUACUAUGGUUUAAGAAAUAGGGAAAUUCACACCUUCGAUUUUGUAAACAAUGAGGAAAAGAUAGGAAGUCGCAUUGAAUUGUCAGGCGGAACUGGACCUUUGAAGGGCUUAUCUCGGAUAAAUGAUAACUACAUCACAGCAGUAGAGUCAGGAUUGGUCAAAGUUUGGAAUGGAAAGUAUGAUGUAGAAUCGUUUGAAGCAGGUGAUAAACUAUGUUGCAUGGUUCACAAUACUCACAAUGAAAAUUUGAUCGCAGCUGGUGGAGACGAAAAUGAUUUAAAAAUAUGGGAUUUGCAGAAUCUACAGAAACCAAUAUUUAUGGCUAAAAAUGUUAGGAAUGAUUGGUUGAAUCUCCGUGUUCCUGUUAAAGUUCUGGGUGCUCAAUUUGUACCAAAUAGUCAAGAAAUUGUGACUUGUACUGGUUAUCAUCAAGUACGUUUGUAUGAUCCACGUACACCACAGCGUCGACCUGUAGUUGACAUGUCAUUUGACGAGUAUCCAUUAAUGGCAAUUGGAAUAUGCCACACACAGUCUGAUCAGGUUGUGGUGGGAAACACUCAAGGUAAAACAGCCUUGCUAGAUUUCAGAAAAGGUCGAGUCGUACAUAAAUAUAAAGGAUUUGCAGGUUCUGUGCGCAGUAUCCAGUGUCAUCCAACUAUGCCUCUAGUUGUUACUUGUGGACUUGAUAGAUUUGUUCGAAUACAUCAUAUUGUUUCAAGGGAACUAAUGCACAAAUUUUAUUUGAAGUCAAGACUGAAUUGCUUACUUUUACAUAAAAAUUGGAAAUGUGAAAGUUUAGAUGAAGGUAUUGAUAUGACUGAGGAUGAUGGGGUGAAUGAGACAAAAGUCGAGAACGAGACAAUGACAGCUGAAGAUGAUUUAGAAGAAGAUAUUUGGAAUCAAUUGGAAGUGGUGACACCGAGAGGUAAUAAUUACAAAUCUAAAAGGAAAGAUUAUAAGGACAAAAUUAAGAAUUUUAUGAUGAGAAAUAAACAAUGGUAAUUCUUCAGUACACAGGAAAGCAAAAUGGUCUCUUAAUGAUCUAUAUAUUUCUAGAUAGUACCUGUAUAAAAAGCUUUUUUGAGCAGCAUUUAGUAAUUGGGCACUACAUAUCUGGACACAAAUAUAUGGAUAACAAUUACGUUAACAAAUAUAUUUUGACGUUUCAACCAUGUUGGCAAUUUAUUCAAAUGUUAAUCAUAUCAAAUUGUUUCCAGUUACAGUAUAAAAAUCAUCAUUUUAACAUAUUUCACAAAAACUGAAUAUUUUUCUAAAAAUAUUCAAGCCUAGAGUAUC